AUGUCCGGCUCAUUGAGCCAGUUUCAUUUACGCGAAACGUCCAAACUUCUCCAGAGAGAAACCGGAGAUCAGCUCACUACUAUCUCUUGUACUAUGUCUCAAGAGGACCUAUCUCUCCAAGCCCCAGUUGGCUUCUUCGGGAAAUUCAUGCAAUAUUCAAUCUUCUAG
Molecule: messenger RNA, 168 nt
Organism: Laccaria bicolor S238N-H82
Lineage: Eukaryota; Fungi; Basidiomycota; Agaricomycetes; Agaricales; Hydnangiaceae
Exons: 2
Coding region: 1-168 (55 amino acids)
Source: RefSeq, a predicted model, not a curated record